Bacillus rossius redtenbacheri is the source of this 4765-nucleotide messenger RNA. It is a transcript of the gene hig, whose product is annotated as locomotion-related protein Hikaru genki. Lineage: Eukaryota; Metazoa; Arthropoda; Insecta; Phasmatodea; Bacillidae. The transcript has 11 exons. The record is from RefSeq and is a predicted model, not a curated record. Bases 1526 to 3217 code for a protein of 563 amino acids.
CGGAUAAUUUGCGGACACGUAUAACGCUUCGAUUCAGUAUUUACUUUGGAUUCACUUUCAUUUACUUAGAGAAGUUCAACUAAAUAACACUUCAUUUUUGUAAUCGAAAUGAAUUCAUUACUGUUGUGAAAUGAAAUAAAAUUUUUCCUUUUCAAAUAUAAAACAAAAAAAAAUUUUCUUCAUCUUUUAAUCACCAAAUGAAAUGUUACAUAAAACGAAGCCAUUUGGUGGCGAAACGGAGUUCGCCGGGUUUGCUAGUUAUAUAUUAUAAAUACAAAACUCGGACACUAAUUUUAACAUAGAAUUCUUUAAAAUAAUGACAAGUGUGAUAAACAUACGCAAAUUGUGUUUUCAACGAAAUUUGACUCGAACCACACGUACUUUUCACACCCACCGCUAUAAUUCGCUGAUAGAUCAACUACGUAGACUAUAAAAUCAUUAAAUUUUCAGAGAAAAAUGUUAAACUAUAUAAUGAAACUGUUCCGAUAAAAGCGAAAGCCUAGAACAAAUACUAAACCCCGGCUUUGGACCUUAUUUUCGACAAAGAAUUUGAUUUAAAUACUGCAAAUAUUAUUAAAAUUAUUUAAACAGUUAAUACUUUAAAGUUUACUAUUCGCUUUGUGAACUUUGGUUCGCGCCAUCCACAAAAGCUGGCAGCACCGUGGUUACAUUGCCGUUCCAUUAGCCACAUUUCUCAGAAAUACCAACUGGUUUACGAAUAAAAUGAUCUGGCCUGGUUUAUAAACUACUUAAGAGACAACGUCGCAACAGCGCAAAACGCAACCAACGCAAGAAUGUCACAGUCGUUUAUAAAGCAAGAAGGUCGAAAACAAUUGAAAUAACUUGAAAAAUGCUAUUUCCAAGGCUUCCUUUGAUAAUUUACGUACAUCGUGAAAACAAGUAACCAUUCUCAAUAAUUUGGUUUAAAAGUGCCACUUUUUUCACAGAGCGAAAGUUUUACACGUGAAAACGUGAUUUCUAUAAACAAAAAUAUCAUUGUUGCCUUCAAUGCACAUAAUGUCUGCGUGUUUAUAAGUUUUCGGAACACUCCACUUGAAAUAUGGAAGGAGGAAACGUAAGCCAAAACGCAAAAAGUUGAAAGUUGGCCGAUGCUUGCGUUGCGGUUUUUGCGUCGUGCGCAGUUCAUAAACGAGUACUUAAAAACGUUGUCGUUGAACCUUUUUUGCGUCUUGCGUUUGUUGUGUAGUUCAUAAGCCGAAGAAGCGCGCGCUGUUUGGCCGGUCAGCCGCCUGGGCGCUGGCCCGCAGGCACCCGCGGAGGGAGGGUCUGAUUGGUCGCCGGGUCGGCGCACGCGCAGAGGCGUCGGGCGACGGCGGAAGACGCCAGUCGCCGCGGUGCCGAGCGUCCCUACGCCUACCCGGCGGAGGAGCAGGCAGCCCGCAUCGCGCGCGCGCUCGGCGGGACGGCAUCCUUGCAGGGGCUCGCGCAGGAGACACACAGGCUGCUCCGAGGUCCGCGGCGCGCCGAUGCCACGGGGCUUCCCUCUGUGACGCGGGGCCCGACCAUGUGGAGUCCCCUGGUCGCCAUGGCGACGCUGCUGUGCGGGCUGGGCGCCGCCUACCCCGCCAGGCGCGACGGCCACGGCAGAGAGUGGACCGGGACGGGCUGUCCUCCCCCGGACAUGGCGCUGAACGGCUCCAUGGCGCCCUACUCCGCGAACGAGCGCCACCUGGCCGACUACUCGCAGGUCUCAGAGGUCAAGUUCGUGGGCCAGGUCGGGCCCUUGGAGGAGCGGAGGAUGUGCAAGAUCAAGUGCAUCGGCGGCGAGUGGGUCGGCCCGCUGUGUCACAAGUCAGGGGGAGGGGGUCACCAGCGCCCGGCCCGGCGGUGUAGGCUGCAGCGCAGUCCUCCGCACGUGAUCCUCACCUACAGGAACACGACUGUGCAGACGGACUACCCCGUGUUCCCGCACGGCGCCGUGGUGACGGCGCGCUGCCGAGAGCUGGGGGUGUACAAGCUGCUGGGAGACUCGUCGGUCACGUGUCUGAACGCCGCGUGGUCCCGCCGCCUGCCCGCCUGCAUCCCCACCACGCUGCUCACCAACUUCACAGAGGACUCGCCGCCCGGCAUCCUGGUUCGAAUACCCUCCGGGUCUGCAUCGGUGGAGCCUUCCGGAGUGCUGGCCGUGUACCCGGGCUCCAUACUGCACCUGGAGUGCCUGUACUCGAGGAAGCUGGGCAGCCCCGAGUGGACCUGGACCUCCGCCUUCAGGCAGUACCUCACAGGCUGGGCGAUAGCAGCGGAGGAGCGGGAGUGGAAGUACCGACUGUCCAUCUACUACAGCAAGCCGCAGGACUCGGGCGUGUACACGUGUUCCUCUCCCCGAGGCCUCAACAACAGCAUCAUCGUCCAUGUCACAGCCGUCCACUGCGAGCCCUUGGAGCCCGAUGACCCCCGGCUGACCUCCAGGGUGGAGGGCACGCGCCUGGGUCAGCUGGCGACCUUCCAGUGCCCCGCCGGGCACCGCCUGCGCGGCGCAGCCAGCAUCACCUGCCAGGCCUCGGGUCAAUGGUCGGGACCGACACCAUCAUGCACACCCAUCAUCUGCCCCAGCCUGCAGCUGGAAGACCCACACCUCAGUCUGGUGGAGCACAACACCAGCUACGGAGGACGAGCCGUGUUCCGCUGCUCCUGGGGCUACAGGCUGACCGGGCCUCCAGGCCUGGAGUGUGAGCUGGACGGCACAUGGUCAGGCCCCAUACCAUCCUGUGAAGUGGCUAUACAUGUGUUCCACUGCUGCUGGGGCUACAGGCUGACCGGGCCUCCAGGCCUGGAGUGUGAGCUGGACGGCACAUGGUCAGGCCCCAUACCAUCCUGUGAAGCCGUGCUGUGCCCGCCGCCGCCACCCCCGGUGAACGGCCGCCUCCUGGACGAGGGUGGCGACUACCGGGUGGGCGCCGCGCUGCAGUUCUCCUGCCUGGACCGCCACCAGCUGGUGGGCGAGGCCACCAUCGUCUGCACCGAGACCGGCCUCUGGUCGCACCCGCCGCCCUUCUGCCGGCCGCGGUGCGUGUACCCUGGCGACCCGUUGCACGGAAGGAUCGCCCCAGUGAAGUUCUUCUACGAGCCGGGCGACCACCUGAAGGUGACGUGCAGUGCCGGCUACGUGGAGCGGCUGGAGGCGAGACCGGUCUGCCGCGGCGACGGCACCUGGUCCGAGGAGGUGCCCGAGUGCCGCAGCUACCGCGACGUCUGAGGCCGGCGGACCCUCCACUCCCCGAAGGACUAGAAGCCAACACCGACCUCCCCGAAGAACACAUCUCACGACCCCGGGAGGAGGUGACGACGACUUGACUAUGCGUAUACGCUUGCGGAUUCCAACGCACAGUGUGUCUGGAGGACACCGGACCAUAUAUGUGACAAACCUCCACCGAAGAAGUACCGAAUCGAGACGGGUCACUCGCCUGCGGUCAGUUACCUGGCGACGGUUGCCCGAACACGGAGGUCUUCGAGUGUCCGUGGAGUUUUCCUGUUAUUUGUUGUUGUAAGCGUGCUCCAGCCGAUCCGGACGUCUCGGAUCUGACCUCUGACAGUUGUUCCCGCCAACACCUGCAUUCAAAAUUCUAAUUAAGACUCUGAUUUACUUGCCCUGUUUGGGUCAUCGUAUUUAAAUACAUUUUUUUUUAAAAACAAAGACAAUAUCUAUAAAUGUUCCACUUUACACUUAAUUAACUUUGCAUUUUGGGUCUGCAGAAAAUUGUGGUCGCCAUUUUACCUGUUUUUUUGUAAAUAUCUGCAAAAUUCGCGUUAUCAUUUAGAGACGGUCUAAAAUUGAUACCAUCAUGCAUUUUGAUGUCCUACCGCCUACCACAUGAGGGUGUUGAUGGUUUGGAUGGUAUGCCGGGACGCGAACUGGUGUAAUGCAGGUUACAGUAAAUUUAUUGAUUCUUAACACAAACAAAUAUAAUUUUUAUCAAGGUUUUUUUUAGUUAUAAUUACUGGUUUUUAUGAACUCAAAAGUAAAGUUUUAUGUCAGUAUUUUUAUGAACUGUAAACAUGAGAUUAUUUGGUACACGGUUUUGGAUUAACAGUAUGUUACCUUCGUCUUGAAAUUAUUUGUUUUUAGUAUGUAAUUCAUUAAAUCAAUAAAAACGAGGUUUUCCCUAGACCGCAGAAACCUGAGUUUCUCAGGGUGUUGGUUUAAGAGCGCUGUUGGAAUAACAACAGUAGCAGAAGGACACGUACACACCAUCGGUACUACUUUCGAGAAAUGCCAAAACUGAGACGUGUUGAGAAAGCAGGUGUCCCACGCGGUGCGAUUAAUUCAUGUUCUUGUGUGAAAACGGACUGCGUGAUCGUUGACUAACUUUCGUAUUGAAACAUGUGUUUCAAACACAGCACAGAGCAGGUUUGCGCCAGGCAGUUCGCGGAAGUGUUCGGACCAACUGGCACGCACUCGCGAACAUGCUGACAUUUGCCUGCCCUGCGUUCGCUUCGGAUCGACCGUGCGGCGAAGGUCGAGCAACAAACAAGUCGGUGUGUUCACCAGAGUUUCGCUGAAGAAACAGUCUCAUUACACUACUGCCAGUCAAAUAAAACUAUCAAUGACUUUUUAAUAUGUAGAUGUGGAUGGAAGAUAGAGUAGUUUUGUUAAUUAAGAUGGUAGGAAAGGUCGCAACGUGCAUGCAUGACGAGAAUAUAAAAACAAUAAUGGAAGAUGAACGACUUCACAGAAUUCGAUGGGGUUGGUUUUGUCGGCUAGAUAUUUUCAUUCAUUCAUUAAUGUACAAUACAGUGUAUAGUU